AUGCGCCUUCCCUAUGGUCAAGUUGGGAUCCGGAAACACUUGAGGGUUCAAGAGCGCACACACGACGAAGACGAAGAAGAAAGGAUGAAGGUCAACUUUGGCGUAGAAGCCUAUAUUUCAAAGAGCAAAUUUCCUACAACUUUUAGCGAAUUGAGGCCACACGAUAUAACGGCGGGUGCCCAAGACACGAUUCAUCCCAAUGAGAGGGUUAACUUGGAAGCAGACCAGAAUGGUAAACUCGCGCUUCGAGCCAUUCUUUCCAGGUAUGAACAGAACGCGCUGCCCAUGAUCCGUAAACAAUUGAACAAUCGCCUUGCUGAAUCGAGUGAAAACCUCCAGAAUUUAUUCUACAACCAUAGGCUUAAGUUAGCAGGAGACAAUCUUUUCCGACAUCCAUUGCUGGCCGAUUGGGUCCAGUACGUGGAUAAAUUUAACGCUGGCUUGCUUUAUGAACUGCAUAAGUUUUAUACUAUCGACGAUCUGGUGGUCGCUGUGACCAGGGCCCCAGAAGACAAAGUCGCGUUGCGAGUGGAAUCCGAAAUUGACAAACUCUGGCUUGAUGAAAAUAAAACGCCUGAUGCUAUUUUUACUCAGUUUAGGCUUCACAAGGCCGAAGACACCCUCUUCGACAACCAACUAUUCCCCUUUUGGGAGAGAUACUAUACCUACUACAAUUCUAUGGUACCUGAGACAUUUAAAGCAUCGAUGUACUUAAUAGUGGGGAAACAUUUAAGGUCGUUUAGGGAGAAGCUGUUGGACAAGAAAAAAACUGAUGUCACCUCGCUUUUCGAAGAAGAAAUAAAAAAAUUACAGCUGGAGGUCUGGACUUUGGACGGCACAUUGGACGAUAUUGUGCGUCACGAAGUGGAGUCAGGACCGAAGUCUGAUACGGUGUAUGGAAGUGCGCUAAAAAAUGCUGCAGAUGAAUAUCUUCCAAAGAAUCCGUAG
Peronospora farinosa is the source of this 948-nucleotide messenger RNA. NCBI's taxonomy places the organism in Eukaryota, Oomycota, Peronosporomycetes, Peronosporales, Peronosporaceae. The record is from the annotation of a GenBank genome assembly.